Molecule: messenger RNA, 1035 nt
Organism: Aureococcus anophagefferens
Lineage: Eukaryota; Pelagophyceae; Pelagomonadales; Pelagomonadaceae
Exons: 1
Coding region: 1-1035 (344 amino acids)
Biological process (GO): glucose metabolic process; xylulose metabolic process
Molecular function (GO): carbonyl reductase (NADPH) activity; L-xylulose reductase (NADPH) activity
Source: RefSeq, a predicted model, not a curated record
AUGCUCUCCUUCGCGGGCAAGCGCGUGCUCGUCACCGGCGCGAGCAAGGGCAUCGGCCAGGCCUGCGCCGCGCGCCUGCUCGAGCUCGGCGCCCACGUCGUCGCCCUGGGCCGCGACGAGCGGGGCCUCGCCGAGCUCCAGGGAUCCGUGACGCCCGUCGUCGCCGACGCGUCCGACGCCGCGGGCCUCCGGGCCGCGCUGGAACGCGAGGCCGGCGACGUCGACCUGCUCGUGAACAACGCGGGCGUCGCGCGGAACGCGCCGAUCCUCGACGCGAGCGCCGACGACUGGGACGCGACGUUCGCCGUCAACGCGCGGGCCGCGCUCAUCGCCGCGCAGCACUGCGCGAAGUCCAUGAUCGCGCGCGACGUGCGCGGCGCCAUCGUCAACGUGAGCUCGCAGGCCGCGUUCGUCGCGCUCGACGAGCACGCGGCCUACUGCGCGUCAAAGGCCGCGCUCGACGCGCUCACGCGCCAGCUCGCGCUCGAGCUGGGCCCCUUCGGCAUCCGCGCCAACUCCGUGAACCCCACCGUGACGCUCACGGAGAUGGCCGCGCGCGAAUGGGGCGACGAGGCCAAGGCCGCGCCGAUGAAGUCGCGGAUCCCUUUGGGGGAGUUCGCGGCGCCCGACGACGUCGUCGACGCGGUCUGCUACCUCCUCGGCGACGGCGCGCGCCUCGUCUCCGGCGCGGCGCUGCCCAUCGACGGCGGCUUCGUCGCGGCGCCCUUCAACAACGCGAUGGCGCCCGGCUACGACCGGAGCGCGCGGACCGGCCGGCGGACGCUCAUGACCGCGGCGCCCUUCUCCGGCGGCGAGAAGCUGCCGCCCUGCCCGACGACGCGCCUCCACUCCCACAAGGAGGGGAACAAGGAGAUGCCCGUGUUGGGCCUCGGCACCUUCACGGGCACGCGGUUCACGCAGCGCGCGGAGCCGGGGACGAUGAAGCAGACCGUGAAGACGUGGCUCGGCAGCGGCGGCACCAUGGUCGCGACGGCCGCGUCCGCCCAUGCGUCUUGGCGCCGAACCCGGUGGUAG